Actinia tenebrosa (Australian red waratah sea anemone) is the source of this 601-nucleotide messenger RNA. Its product is annotated as ubiquitin-conjugating enzyme E2 W-like. Lineage: Eukaryota; Metazoa; Cnidaria; Anthozoa; Actiniaria; Actiniidae. The record is from RefSeq and is a predicted model, not a curated record.
GUUUUUGAUUACGUGAAGUCACAGUGGAAAACCUUGAGGUUCUUUCGUAGCUUUCUAGUCUCUAGACUGAUACCAUAAGUCGGUGCUUUCGCUCUCUUGUCGUUUCUCAAGGAAGAAGCCGAAAACUACGACUUAUUGAAUCAGUCUAGUGGGCUUCCUGUGAUAAAUGACGUAAAAGUACCGCCUGCAGUGCAUGCGGUCAGUGGAGUGCAGGAUGGAGAGUCAAAACCAGUCAGACUGGAUCACAACAACAAACAUCAGAAAAAUUCGAAGAAGAAGAAAGCAUGGCGGCGGCUUGGAAAAAGAGGCUGCAGAAAGAGCUCUGCGAACUACAGAAAAAACCGCCAAAUGGCAUGAAAAUCCACAGAGAAUCGAACCUUACAAAAUGGAUUAUAGAAUUGGAUGGCGCACAAGGUACACUUUAUGAAAAUGAAAAGUUCCAACUACAAUUCAAAUUUGGAUCACGCUACCCAUUUGACUCACCGGAGGUACGUACUGUCUUAUUCAGAGUGUUUAUACUUUUCUUACACAACAUGGAGUGGAAGUCACAUGAUAUGGUAAAUAUCUAGUGUACAGACAGUAGAGGUACAUACUGUCUUAU